Molecule: messenger RNA, 515 nt
Organism: Meloidogyne enterolobii
Lineage: Eukaryota; Metazoa; Nematoda; Chromadorea; Rhabditida; Meloidogynidae
Source: the annotation of a GenBank genome assembly
UAUUUUAAAGCUUAAUAUUUUUUAUAUUUUUGAGACUAUUCUUGACAUUUUGAUAGUUUUAAUGUGUAUUUUGGAAUUUCUUUUUUGGUCACCUUUUAUUUUUUUAAUAUUUGGCAACUCUCAAAUUUCUCUCAAAUUUCUGGUUUUAAGCAGCCUUUUUUUAAAUUUUGAAGGGGAAAAAUUAUUUUUAAAAUAUUCAUAUGACUAAAAUAAUAAUAAUUUUAUUUUUGCAAACCACGUGUGUGUUUUUGUGUGAAAGGGGCAUUUUAAAUUGUGGGGGCAUCGUUUAUGCAGAUAUCCUCUCCCACACGAUAGCCAAACUUCAAUUUAAUAAAGUGGACAUUAGGAAUGGGAGACCGAUUCUGCCGACCCGAUUCCCGAAAAUCUGGAAUUAUAUUUUAUUGGCUGCAGGAUCUCUGGUAUCUAUUAAUCGUGAGGUAUGUACAUUUACGUGAGGCCCGAUUUGAAUUUUGUUUGAAUUGUAUGUAUUUUUCUGUUUGUUUUAAUUUUUGUUU